This is a messenger RNA of Electrophorus electricus (electric eel), 972 nucleotides long. It is a transcript of the gene cth1, whose product is annotated as cysteine three histidine 1. The record is from RefSeq and is a predicted model, not a curated record. Gene Ontology annotation, molecular function: mRNA binding; metal ion binding. Lineage: Eukaryota; Metazoa; Chordata; Actinopteri; Gymnotiformes; Gymnotidae.
AUGGCUCCGGCCAGCCAAGAUGACUUGUUGUUUCCCUCAGAGGGUGGGGAUGAACCCUUUUUCUCAGAGGAAAGCUUGGCCAGUGGGGGCCUCUCCCUUGCUGAGGCUCUCCUCCCGCUGGCAGAGUCUCCGUCUCCCUCUCUGAACCCCUUGCUUUGCUCCACCCGCUACAAGACAGAGCUGUGCAGUCGCUAUACUGAGAGUGGAACGUGCAAGUACGCAGAGCGCUGUCAGUUUGCUCACGGCCUGCACGAUCUCCAUAUGCCCUCCCGCCAUCCCAAGUACAAGACGGAGCUGUGCCGUACCUUUCACGCGGCCGGUUACUGCAUGUAUGGCAGCCGCUGCCUCUUUGUGCACAGUCUGAAGGAACAGAGGCCCCUUCGCCACAGGCGGAGGAACGUGCCCUGCCGCACGUACCGUGCCUUUGGCGUUUGCCCCUUUGGAACCCGAUGCCACUUUCUGCACGUGGAGGGCGGCUCGGAGUCGAGUGACGGCAGCGCCGCCGUGGAGGAGAAGGCCUGGCAGCCGCUGCUGCCACGCUCCGGCGACUGGAAGCCUCGCGGUGCGCUCUGCCGUACUUUCAGCGCCUUCGGCUUCUGCCUCUAUGGCACUCGGUGCCGCUUCCAGCACGGGCUCCCCAAUGCGUUGAAGGGCCUCGAUUUGAGCCAGUCACCCUGGUCUCCUCAAGGGCAUGCAAGAGCCCUCUCUCCAGCCUCAGAUGUGCAGUCUUCCUCAUCCCCUCGUUCCUCUGCCUCCUCGUCCCCUCAGUCUGUGCUGGCCUCACCUGCUUUCCCCCAUGACUCUGGACCCAUCACGCCCUCAUCUGGAGAGCUGAUGGCCAACAACGCGUUCACCUUCAGCAGCCAGCACCUAAAUGACCUGCUAUUGCCGCUGGCCUUCCGACUCCAACAGCUUGAGCAGGCCAACAGUCUGAGUCCACGGUGUGAGCAGAACCAACCACUGCUGUCUUGA